Molecule: messenger RNA, 2284 nt
Organism: Alosa sapidissima (American shad)
Lineage: Eukaryota; Metazoa; Chordata; Actinopteri; Clupeiformes; Clupeidae
Product: deleted in malignant brain tumors 1 protein-like
Exons: 9
Coding region: 198-2024 (608 amino acids)
Cellular component (GO): membrane
Source: RefSeq, a predicted model, not a curated record
GAACAAGUGUUCCCGUUCCCCAUUCUCGUGAAGUUUCUUCUUCCGUUUCUCAUGCCCUGAAGGGUAAUUUGAUUUCAUCUUCUAUAACUGUAUUAGCUUGACUAAAGGGGAGACGGGGAGUGGGGCUUGAUUAACUUGCGGGGCUCUACGCAACUUCCAUAGUGUGUGUAUAGGGCGAUCCGGCCCUGUUCUCAUCAAUGGGGGAGAUGUCGAUGUCGAUGGCUGUACUCGCUCUGGUCUCAGUUAUUUCUGUCAGUGUCCCCUCAGCACCUGUUGCUGCCCAGAUCAGGCUGGUGAAUGGAAAGAGUCGGUGCUCAGGUCGAGUGGAGGUGUAUCUCUCUAACCAGUGGGGAACUGUGUGUGAUGAUGGCUGGGACAUGAGUGAUGCUGAGGUGGUAUGCAGAGAGCUGGGAUGUGGCUGUGCUAUAAAUGCCCCUUGGUCAGCCUUCUAUGGUGCAGGGACUGGAUAUAUUUUGAUGGAUGAUGUUGCAUGCUCUCUAACUGAACAGUCUCUGACCCAGUGCUCCUACAAUAGCAACCCUGACUGUAAGCAUGAAGAGGAUGUAGGGGUGGCUUGUACCGCUACAGGUCCCUCCAUCUCUCUCAUCUCCUCAUACUCAACAGUCUCAGCUGGAGAAACUGUUCAGAUCAGAUGUUCUAGGAGUGCAAGCCGGUGCAAUGGCAACUUACUUCUGUACAGAAAUGGAGUCAAUGUGAAUUCAAAGGCUCUUAAUUCCUCCCAGAGCAGCGCUACGUUUACUCUGUCUAAUGUGGACUCCUCUCACCAGGGCAGUUACACAUGUGCCUACUCCUCCUCCUCUACUCAUAGCAGGUCCAUUAACAUCACUGUAGUGGUAGGCCUACUACAGAAGCCAAGCAUUUUCCUGGAAACCAGCAAAGAGGUUUCUUGGGGUCGGUUUGCCCAGAUGAGGUGCUCCAUCUCCACACAGCACCUGGGUGGUACAUUCACCCUACAGCAGCUCUCUGGGUCAUUUACAGAGACAAAGAUCUCCACUGGAACUUCUGCCCUCUUCACCAUUCCUCAAGUGGACUUUAUCCAUGAAGGAGACUACUACUGCCGGUAUCAAACAAGGGUUUCUAGACGUGAAUUCACAUCCCCCCAAAGUGCUACUGUCAGCUUCUCUGUAAUAGUUGUACUAGAGCAGCCAAUUCUUUCACUGGGAACCAGCAAAGAGGUUUCUUGGGGUCAGUCUGCCCAGAUGAGGUGCUCCAUCUCCACACAGCACCUGGGUGGUACAUUCACCCUACAGCAGCUCUCUGGGUCAUUUAAAGGGACAAAGAUCUCCACUGGAGCCUCUGCCCUCUUCACCAUUCCUCAAGUGGACUUUAUCCAUGAAGGAGCCUACAACUGCCAGUAUAAAACUAGGGUUUCCACACGUGAAUUCACAUCCCCCCAAAGUGCUACCGUCAGCCUUUCUGUAAUAGUGGUGCUUGUGCAGCCCAACAUCUCUCUCAGUGCCCCAGAUGGAGGGCUGUUCUGGGGGCCUCAGGGGCCAGAGGUGACCAGGGGCCACAGUCUCUCCCUCAUCUGCUCUUCUGAGCCACAGCACCAAGGAGGCUCCUUCCACCUCAUCUUUGAUGGGUCUAACAGGACCAGGACUCAGCUCGCCAUCAACCACUCAGCCUCCUUCUACAUUCCUGAGGCAGACUACUCCCACCAGGGCAACUACAGCUGUGUCUAUGAGGUCACUGUGUCCAGCCGCACAUUCAAUUCAACACAGACAGCACCACUGACAGUCAUCGUAAGAGCAUCUCUGGCUCCCAUCAUUGCAUCUGGAGUGAUUUCAGGGUUGUUCCUACUGUUGCUGAUCCCUGCCAUCCUGUACCUGGUGAAGAAAAAACAUUUAGGUUCUGCAAACACAUACAGAUUUCACAAUGGACCAGGUGAGUCUCGUGAUGAAGGUGAGAACAUAUAUAUCUAUGGAGACCUGGAAGAAGACAUGAAUGUAGAAGAGCUGCAUGGCCCAACUGUCAUAGACAACGACUAUGAUGAGGAUGACUAGCAAAGGUUGAUCUAGCAAAACUAUAACUAAGACUGGUUUGAUAUAUGUGGAUUUGAAAGCGGUUCUGUCAGUAUCCCUGUCCUGAGACUCACUUGUUCACUUGUAGCCCUCUGCUGGCCCUCUCUGUGUUUUGACUGUCUCCGUCUGCCUUUGGUUUGGUCCACCAUGAGCUUUUUUCUCCUUCCUGCCAAUUUUGAUCCCCACCCCAUUGUGAUCAAUUAGCCGUAUAGUACAGCACUCACUGAUGCACUUACUGUACU